UUGAGCGCGUGAGGGCUACGAAGCGUAGCCUGUACCGCACGGAAGUGGCCAUCCGCCACCGGCGAAACCCGACCAUCAAACCACACCGGUCGGUCAGGCCCACACAACAAGCGAAGCGGAUAGAGGAAAACGAAGUGAGGCAAAAAAAAAAAAAAAAAAAAGGAAGACGCGGCCGCAAGGCAAGGCAGGCAGGCCACGACGCCGCACGCCCACGCGAACCCCGCCGCGCGCCGGCAUUUCCUCUGCCGCUACUCCUCCUCCUCCUCCUCCUCCGCCUCGCCUCCUCUGCAGACUAGGGGCUAGGGGGUCAGGGCCUCAACCUCCUUGGUUUAAUUGAGUAUCAACCUCAACCUCCUUGCCGCCUCUGCAGACUAGCUGUUGCCGCGAGCAUGGCCGCUGGAUUCGUCACGCCGCCGCCGCCGUUGGCCGGCGCGCAGGGCGGGCUCCGUGGCCGCGGCGUCCUCCAACGGCGUCUCGCCGCCUCGCCCAUGCAUAGAGCUAGAGAUGGGAACAAUUUAGUGUUACAUGUUGUUUCUUAUUUUCACGCACAAUAACUUCAUCUUUCCCAGGAAAGAUGAAUCUGUGGUUUCUACUAAUGGCGGAAAGGAGGAAACGGUCACUGAUAGCCUCAAUGUUGCUAGAGGAGUGUCGCACCCUGGGCUUUCAUCAAGCUUAUCCAAUCAGGCAUCAGUGGUCCCAACACCUUUGCUUCCUGCUGAACCAUCUGAUCUCCGUUUCAAUCGUCUUCGACCCUCAAUCGAUGAAAGUGAUUGCAAUCACAAAAGAUUUUUCGGCUGCUAUGUUGCUCGUGAGGCUAUAAUCGACGAGGAAUACUGGAUUGCUGCAUGGUUGAGAGCAGAAUAUCACUAUAAAGACCAGUCAGGCGAUCGCUAUGUCGAAAGUUUUAAGAGAGAAUUUGCAGCACAGGAAUUUCAUGCGUUAAAGAAGCGAUGCAGCAAGCAGCACGGAGAGAAAUAUAUCUGUUUUGUUGUGGUAAAGAACGAUGACCUUAGGCGAACUGUCCUGAAUAGCGUUGUUGGUACCUUAGAUGUAUGUAUUAGGCAUCCUCUACAUGGGGAGAAAUUUCCUACGGAGCCUGGAAAGUUGUCUCUUCACUGUAGAAUCUAUCAGCCAGAUCAGCCAAAAUUUGGAUACUUAACAAAUUUAUGUGUUGCUAAAUAUGCAAGGCGUCAAGGGAUUGCCAGCAACAUGUUGUUAUUGGCCAUAGAUGCUGCAAGACUCAAUGGUGCUGAAAAUAUUUAUAUUCAUGUGCAUAAGGAUAACUUACCAGCUUGGAAGCUCUAUGAUAAGAUAGGAUUCAAGAUGGUUGAGUUGGAUGGUGCUCUCCAUUCAUCAGAUCUGUGUUUGCUUUCCUUCACUUCAUAGGACUAGAAUAGUUGAUACAGGCCAUGCUCCCCAGGUCCCAUCUCGCUGUGCAGGUGAAGUUCCACCGGUCCCCGCGAUUCAGAAAAGUAGGAGGGUGUCAAGGAACACCUUUACCAUCUUGUACAUGAUUAAAAGUUUGUAACUUUCGUGUUGACUAGAUGUCUAGAUGGGUGCAGUUCUGGUGCCCCAGAGUGCCGUGGCAUCUGAAUACUUAAUAAGCUCCUUUCAUUGUAUAGUUUUUUUUUUAAGCCUGCUAAUGUUUCUUGGCUCUGCAGUGAAGUAUAUACAUAUUGGUACUGAGUA
Phragmites australis (common reed) is the source of this 1689-nucleotide messenger RNA. Its product is annotated as GCN5-related N-acetyltransferase 6, chloroplastic-like. NCBI's taxonomy places the organism in Eukaryota, Viridiplantae, Streptophyta, Magnoliopsida, Poales, Poaceae. The record is from RefSeq and is a predicted model, not a curated record. Bases 526 to 1386 code for a protein of 286 amino acids. Gene Ontology annotation, molecular function: acyltransferase activity, transferring groups other than amino-acyl groups. The transcript is spliced from 9 exons.